AUGGUUCAUGCAGACGCGUCCGCUUUUGCAGAUGGCUUAACCAAGCAAGAGGUGUACGCGCAGGUGCUGGAGCAGGCGCGAGCGCUGUUUGACGGGCAGAGGAACUGGGUGUGCAAUUUCUCAAACACCGCCUCUCUCCUCUGGCAUGCCUACCACUCUCUCCCUGGCCCCUCUUCCUCCGUAAACUGGUCAGGCUUCUACUUCCUUAAUCCCACCAACCCGCAGCAACUCCUGCUCGGCCCGUUCCAUGGGCAAGUAGCAUGCCAGACCAUUGCGUUCGGGCGCGGCGUAUGCGGUGCCGCCGCGCAGACCAAGCAGACUCAGCUCGUGCCCGAUGUUGAGAAGUUCCCUGGACAUAUUGCUUGCGACGGUGCGAGUAAGAGUGAGAUUGUUGUACCGAUCAUUCAGAACGGAAAGGUGGUUGCGAUCAUUGACAUUGAUUGCGCUGAGGAGAAUGGGUUCAAUGAAGAGGACCAAACUGCCCUAGAGGAAUUGGCUGUGCUUCUAGCCGAGUCCUGCGACUUCUAA
This is a messenger RNA of Ascochyta rabiei, 528 nucleotides long. RefSeq names its product L-methionine (R)-S-oxide reductase. The transcript has 5 exons. The coding region runs from base 1 to 528 and encodes 175 amino acids. The record is from RefSeq and is a predicted model, not a curated record. Gene Ontology annotation, molecular function: protein binding; L-methionine (R)-S-oxide reductase activity. Lineage: Eukaryota; Fungi; Ascomycota; Dothideomycetes; Pleosporales; Didymellaceae. Gene Ontology annotation, cellular component: cytosol.